UCUGCUUUCACGCGCCCCUUUACGAUCCUUAGUGAGCUAACACCUGUUUACUGGUACACUUCUUUAACACAACACUACAGGGAGAAAAUCCGGAUGGAAAUAAGGGGGUCGUUGAAUAUUCAUGUAAAAUAGUUCAUCUGAAACGCCCCACCAAGCAUGUUACUAGGCGGCCUAACCUUUGCAUGACCUUGGUGUAGCGAGAAGCAAUGGCGGCGUCGGCUAUCCCAAUUGUUGACUUCCAGAAGUACGGACUGAAUGUUGCAGACACAACGUCCGUGACGGAUGACGUUCUGGAGACGACGGCCAAAGAGAUAUAUGAUGCCUUCAGUACAAUAGGCUUCCUGUACCUGACAAACCAUGGGAUUGAGCAGAGAAAGGUCGAUGCUAUGUUCAGAGUGUCCAAGUCCUUCUUUGAUCACCCUGUGGAAGAGAAGAUGAAGUGUGUUCUGGACCACCGUUAUGGUUACCAUGGCUAUGUUGCCCUGGACAGCGAAUCGUUGGGAUCGGUUGCGGAUUUCAAGGAAACAUUCAACUUUACACCAAAGGAUGAUGGGGCGUGGCCCGCGGAUCUUCCCGAAUUUAAAUCAUCUUUCUUCUCAUUCUUCGACGACUGCAUACGACUAACAGAGAGAGUCCUCGAUGUCCUGUCUAUCGGUCUUAAACUCAAGGAUCGCAAUUUCCUCCGCGAUUGCCACCGUCAGAUGGGCAGGAAGGGGAACAGCACCACUCUCAGAAGCAACUACUACCCUCCUCUUACUGGACCCGUGAAACCAGGUCAAGUUCGUUGUGGAGAACACUCCGAUUAUGGGACAGUAACACUGUUGUUCCAAGACGACAUUGGAGGCUUAGAGGUGAUGAACACUGAUGACGUAUAUGUUCCUGUCAAUCCUGUCCCCGGCGCCAUCGUAGUCAACAUCGGUGACAUGAUGCAGCGAUGGACUGCAGAUAAGAUUAGAGCCGCAAAACACCGAGUCCUGAUUCCUGAAUCGGAAGUGAAGAAACGUCAGUACCGACAGUCGCUUGCAUUUUUUGUCAACCCUGAUGAUGACACCAUCAUUAAAAGUCUGGAUGGUUCCGACAAAUACGAAUCCAUCUCAAGCUUGGAUUAUCUGGAGCACAAGUUCCGUCAGAUUUUUUAGUUUAAAAAAAGAAACUUAGCAAAUAUGUACAUGGUGAUUUCCUCUAAAGAACACUAGCCCUUGACUUUCCAAACUUUGUGUUAUUUCAGUACAAAAUUUGCUGAAUGAAAUGAAUUGCCCCACUCCUUCUACACAGUCUUGUUCCUCGUUGAGGAAAAAACUGACAUCAUAAUUUGAAAGCAUUUCUGCUUAAAUUGAUCAAUGACCCAAUCUUGCAACAUAAGGUUUUCCUGUGCAAACAUAAUUUUUAAGUUUAACACUCGAUUCUCAGUAUUUGCACUAUUUUGUAUUGAAUUCAUAAUUGUUACGAGUCGAUUUUCAAUUUUUUCAAUAAGCUGACAAAAUAUCUGUUCGUAAUUUUGAGUGAUACCAAAAAUGUUGGUUGCUGUUUGGAUGUUCAUGUUCACUGAAAACAGAAUUGUUUUCUUACAUAGUUUGAACUAAACCAGUCCCCUGUGUUUAUGUGUUUAAACCAAACCGGAAGUAGUGCCCAUGUCGGUAUUAAGGUUGCAGUAUUUUUCAGCCAUUUAAUGGGACUAUGUGUAUAGGCGAAGCACUGGCCGCUAUCAUAUUCUUUCAGUCCGAGGGUUCAGAUAUGCACAACGAACUAAAUAAAGCGCCCCCUGUAUGUUUGUUUGAUAGGUUUUCAACACGCUCAUAAAACGUCUCGUGGUGACCACGAUGGAAAAACAUGUUUGACAUGUAUGAACUUUUGACUCAUAAACAACGACAAAAUGAUUGGAAUCUGUGUUGAGUUCAUGAUUCCAAUUGCUCUUUUUUUUAAAAAAAAACAACAUUGAUUUUUCAUACAUAACUAUGUCUGAACAGGUAUGGCCCUGGAAUGUUUAAGGUUGAAUUUUUUGGUAAGUGUGAACAUUCAAAAUGUCUUUUUGCAUGUCUUACCCGAUUCAAGAUCAAUACCGAGUCUAGCCGAGACUGUAUGACAGCCAGCACUCUCCUCCUCAUACCCUCUAUCAGCCUCCUGAUCCUCCGAAGGGGUAGUCCACGCCAUUCCUCAUGUAAAGCAGCUUCCAAUUGGGCCAGGUUCUGUACAGGAGGAUCCCCUUGUUGCACACGACGACCAGCCAUGUCCCAAACAUGCUCCAAUGGGUUAAGACCGGGGCUCAUUCAGUCGUGAGAUACGUCAGUGGGUGCUUAACUACGUUCUUUGUGUAUGUAUUGUCGUCAGUACCGUGUUCCAUAGACUUCGAUAAACUGUAUUCUGAAGACACAAUCUCUUCGCUCAUAUACUAAAAGGUGCACAAACCCGGACUCUCGCUAACCUUAGUGAGAGAGAGCAUGGUUUUACGACGCUUCUUUGUAGCAAUAUCACGGCUUGAGACACCAGAAAUGGGUUUUACACGUUGGGGAAUCGAACCCGGGUCUUCGGCGUGACGAGCGAACGUUGUAUCCACUAGGCUACCCCCACCACACAAGCUAUCCCUAGUGGGGUUUUGUGCUGACGUAGUUGGCGUAAAGAGACGCCUGUUAGGUCAUAACUUUGAGGCAUUAUCGGUAGACAUUUCUGAACACUGAUUACCCGUCCUGGAACACAUCUUGUUUGAAGUCGUUUUUGUCUUGGAAAAGCAGAUUUACAUUGUGCCAGAAAGUGUAGACAUUUCUUAUGGUUUACCUUGUCUUGAAACUACAGCUACUACAUGAAAUGGAUAUUAUAAUAAAUAUUGUGUAAUCGCU
Haliotis rubra (blacklip abalone) is the source of this 2834-nucleotide messenger RNA. RefSeq names its product proline hydroxylase buaE-like. Gene Ontology annotation, molecular function: dioxygenase activity. The record is from RefSeq and is a predicted model, not a curated record. The transcript has 8 exons. NCBI's taxonomy places the organism in Eukaryota, Metazoa, Mollusca, Gastropoda, Lepetellida, Haliotidae. The coding region runs from base 207 to 1139 and encodes 310 amino acids.